Messenger RNA from Periconia digitata, 4914 nucleotides. The record is from the annotation of a GenBank genome assembly. Lineage: Eukaryota; Fungi; Ascomycota; Dothideomycetes; Pleosporales; Periconiaceae.
UCCGGCGAUCAUCAAUGCCUUUCUUCGUCAAAGAAAGAAACACCAGGAGCCGGCAAGACAGUCUUACACCACUCCAACACUGCGAAAGAACAAAACAAUCUUCCCCCUCAUUGUAACUUUACACAGUUUUCACCUAGGUUCAGUUCACAGAUUUUGACAGACAAGAUGGCGGCAAUCGGCACCCACGUCCAAAACAUUCCACAUCAUCUCACAGCAGAGCAGCUGGAUGCGAACAUUUGGGAAAUGCUUCAAAUGCGGAAGGACGAUAUUCCUGACUACCUGCACAGGGUGUACUCUCGGAACCCUCAUCUUAUAUCCGCUAUCAUGAGACACAUCAACUAUCGAGGCGAAGAUUGGACGCACUGGAAUAUGCAGCCGGGAGAUUUUAGGUUUUUUGCAUUUUUCAGGGUCCUAGAGCCUUUCUUAAGGGAAGUUUACGUGCCCGUUCGGACGAGAGUGGAAGAGGCAGGGGCUUCUAUUGAUUGGGGGGCUCUGACCAGCCAGCUAGACCGCGUACGGGAAGGCCUUCAGAGGAUGUAUUACGAGCGCCACGCUGAUAUAAGCGUGGUUGGUUUUCGGAGAACUCUGAGGUCGUGGUAUGGAGCAAGAUCAAAUGAUGUUCUUAGACAGAAUUCUGCUGCAUGGGCUGGGCCGGUUGAGUAUUUCUGGAAUACGAUCGAUCGAUUACAGUGGUCCAACCAAACAGACGGGCAGAGCGACAACUCUGGAAACACACCUCUGCAUGGCCAAAAGUUUCAAACGCUGCCUCUUGAGGACCGCAUCCAGAACUGGCAACAGUCUGUCGACGAGGUUGGUCGGCACAGUGAGUUGGUGCAAAAUCUCGUCAGAAGCGAGGCGUAUGCGGUCUUGGUCUCCCGCGACCAUAAUGCAACUCGUAGCGGAGGACGAGUUGCUGAACAUAUCACUUUCGUCAAUCGGGUCUUGGCCAUGUUCAAUUGGAGUCUGCGAAACAUUGGGCCAAAUUCGUUGAAUGAACCGGAAACCGGCCGUGUGGAUAUUCGAGCGGGGUCUAAUGCUCUUGAAGAACUUCGAACAGGGUGGCGCCGCCGUAUUCAAGGGAUGCGACGGGUUGAAUACUCACGUGCAGAUCGACGCCUUCAAACCCUCCGAGACCUCGACAACAUGUUGGAAACUAUGGCGAUAGUGGAGGACGACGCCAAAGUAACUUCGUUGCUGACUGACAUCGUCGAUGACGAGUUCUGGAGUUUCACCACAUUCAAUGAGCAAGUGUUUGAAUCCGCCGUCGAGGCAAACUCCAUGUUAUUCGUCAUCAAUCGUCAAGCCGGUCCUAUAGCGCAGGCCUUGAGCAGAGACUUGUACUCCAACACCCCUCAGCGAAGGGCCGUCGUGGAUUAUCUACUUGGCUACCGCAAUCCACGGAUUCGAUACUUGUGUGCGAUUGCAAUCGAACAGGCGUACCCUCCCAGUCAAUGGAAUCAGCCUAAGAAGCUGUUACGAGUCGAACAGCCCGCAGACCCCGGACAGCCUGGGCAACCUGGACAACGCAAAAAAGGCAAAAAACGCAAACAAACCCAAUAUAACAGCCCCGAACCUUACCCACAAAGCCAGCUCAUAGCCUACAGCGAUGGGGAGGACGACCAUGCAAUCCGUUUCCAUUCGAACCUCAUUAAUGAGUACCUCGAUACGUUCCAAACCGACGAACGCGUCCGCUGGUUCGGCCACGACAGACCAGGAGAAGUCACGGAGAGACGCCUACCAGGUGACUUAUUCCGAGAUGUACGUGCAAGAAUCGACAGGCUGAACUCCCCCGCCGCGCCUCUUACAAAUUCAGUCUUCAUCGACCCUACGCGUCUCCCAGGCCUCGUCUUGAUGCGACGUCACUGGCACCUAAUGACUGUAAUAUCCGCCUUCCCGCCCGAGUUCCUCGUCCCAGACCCAGUCAUCGCAGAUCACGCGUAUAUGGGUCCCGUCUCGGAUGCAAGCGCAAUAAACCAAUGGAACCCCAAUCUCCUGCGCGCACUCGGUCAGUUGGCGAGGCGAACUAGUGGUCGCCCCGAGUUCGCAAUGCGACUUAUUGCUGAUGCCAUCGAGCGGAGGGCUCAUGCUCCAAGGAGCGAGAAAUCAGAGCCUAUAGCCGGCGAAGGAUUCUCGUUGACCAACGACGGGGGUGCAUUGUACUGGAUGGACCUUAGAGACGUUAUUGUGGCGAUGAGGCUCAAGGAAGGAGCGGCGAGCGCAGACCGCCGACGGUUGACGGUUGCGGCCGGGCUCGUUGGCGACGAGAUGCCUGGAGUCAACGUGAUUGAUUCCGAUCAUGACGAUCAGUGGUCUUACGAGGACUUGGAAUCGAAUGAUAAAGAAGAUGACCGUGAAGCCAGUCCGUUCUCGACGAGCGAGGAAGACGACUCUGACGAUGGCUCUAGCGGGGCUCCUCUACGCAGUAGUCGUAGUCCUUCUCCUCGGAACAGUUAUAUUCCUUCUCGGGCUGCUCCAGCAGGAUCGCCAAACAGUCCACGCUGGAGUUGGCGACGCAAUCCAGAGCCACCUGUACCAGAUGACAGUGACAAAGGUGAACCAAACGAAGUGGCCGGAGAAGAGCCUGAAGAUGAUAUACCCAGCUCUCAAAAGACAAUUCCAGAUGAUCUAUAUGACGAGACUGCUCACAAUGUCUCAUCUGAUUUCCUGGGAGAUGGCCCACCGCGCGAUUUAAAUACACCUUUCUACCAUCCAAUUGUAGACGAACCUACCCGUGGAAAACGAGGCAAGCAAAGCAAGAGGAAGAAACCAGUGGACAAGAAACCUGUGGACAAGGAGCCCGAAGAAGAUAUUCCCAGCUUCCAAGGAGACGGUCCACCACAAGAUCCAAACACCGCCUUCUACCAUCCAUAUGCGGAUAUUGACCCUGGUGAUAAACGUAGUAAACGGGACACAAGGGAGGAACUUGUGGACGAAGAUACAGUGGGAGAUGUAACUAGCUCCCAAGGAACUGUUGAAUCUGACAUCUUCCGCAAUACCCCGCAUGUCACAGAAGUGGAUGAGGAAGACGAGGAGGAUAUAGAAGAUGACGAAGAUCCAGAAGACGACGAAGACCCAGAAGACGAGAAUCCCAAACGUGGUCUGAACCGUCUCGCGUCGCCUCCAGCCUUCAUCGAAACACGUACAAUGCGCUACCCAAAGCCCGAUACGCGCUAUGCGUUCCGCGGAAGACACGCCAGUUCUAUCCAUGGUCUCUCGCCCAUCUCGCCUAGACUCGAGGCCGUGAUUCAGAAGCGCAGGAAUCGGCGCCGUAUGAGUUGGGGAACAAAGUCGUUUCAUCCGCCAUAUCUAGGAUCAAGAAGGAGAAAAGGGUUCAUGGACGAUGGCGACGAUGGGGAGUUUACGCCUGGCUCUUCAUCUGGCAGCUCUCUUGGCUGGCUUGACGACUAUCGGCCUGGUGGCCCUAACGACUGGUCAAAGAAAAAAAGGAAGCGAGAUAGUGGACACUCUGAUGGGGAACCUACAUUUGAUCCCGCUGGUCUGCCUGUCGACGGUACUAGUGACGAGGAAGAUGCUUACAUUGGCGGGAUCAGUGAAGUGGUAAACUCAUCAGAUCGCUGGAAGAGGGCGAAGAAGAGAAGGAAGCUUGGUGAGAAAGACUCUGCCUUUGUCCCCCAAUUCCCGGUCACGCUUGGCCCAGGGGAUUCAUGGGAGGCCCCGGUGGACGAGGACGAUGUCGUGUCUGACGACGAUAAUAUCUAUCCUGAUGAAGUGAGGCAACUUCUAAACAAAGAUAAAAGAAGAACCAGGGCAAAAACUGCGAACCCUGAUCGAUCUUAUGUGCCUGAUCCUCUCGAGGAUGCUUCUACGGAUGAUGAGUGGGAUGUGGAUAAUGCAAGAGACAAAAAGGGGAGGCGACGUGUGAAGGAAGCCGACAAUUCUAAACUGGUUUCUGCCGUCAAAAUGGGUAAACCAGUUGCGAUUAAUGAUGGGUUAAAGACGCCUGAAGAAGCUAUCAUCCGCGAAGUCCCUGAACCGAAACGACCCAGGAUCAACCGACAUCGUAAGCCUUCGCCACUCACUCCGUUCGCCGACAAUGAAGAUGCACGAGCCUUCCAAUCACCAGGAGACACUUCUCCCACACCAAAGCGACGCAGAACGAGUCGCUCGGGCGCUGUGACUCAAUCUCCUUCUAAUAAACCUGCUGGAUCCAAACUGCACACUACCACUUUUCCUAUGCGUUCAAAGAUGGAUAGAUCUCGCGCACCCUCACCUCCAAGCAUAUCGUCGCCGUCUUCUCGCUCGAAUCUAUCCAAGAUCCCAUCUCUUUCGUUCCUAGACAAAGUCUACACUAGCCCCGACAUAUCAGAAGACGAAGAAUACACAACCGACUCGGCUGGUUUUGCAUCCCCUGCUAGUCUUAACUUGUCUGUUCCUUCAGCAGAUAACGCGUCGCAAAGUGAAGACGGCGAUGCUUUAACACCUUCCAACAUCUUACAUCCAGUCAGCUCACACUCAGGAUACGCACUACGUCCCUCGGCCGACACUGCAGCACCUCCUUUAGAUACAGACAGCAGCAGCGAAAGCCAGCGAAACAGCGACGGAGACAGUAUACCCACAGCUAGCACCGCUUCCACGGAUCCAAAUAGCUUUUUCAACAAUCUGCCAUUAUUACCUCGUCCCGGCUCCCCAUCUCCGUCGCUGGAGGUCAAUCUCCCUUUAUCGCCGCCUGAGACUGUUGUAGAGAAUCAUACAGGGUGGUUGGGCAAACAGGAUCGAGAAGACGAGGCUUUGCAGGAUUCUCUGGCGCAGGAACAGUUUCUGAGUGAGGAGAGAGAAUGGAUAAGCAAUAAUGGUGCUGUUAAGAGGGGUGGUGGUGGAGAAGCCGUGGCGACGGAGUUGCGUGUUGUGCUGGGGAAGGGAGUGAGGAUCAGGCUUACCUCUGAGCCUUUUUAA